GCCACUAGAAAGCGGAUUGAAAUGGACAAAGGUAGCCUGUUACCUGGCACCGGGUCGUGGAUGCUUGAACCACCUAAGGCAAAUGAAGAUGUCGAGAUAGAUUCAUAGGACCUUCAAACACCAUAUUCCACUUUUAACAAGUGGUGGACGGAUGAAACGAUGUUGGCGAUAUCGCUACUUGACGGACUCGAUCGGCGUCUCAAGAUUCUUAAGCAACAAACCUUCGAGAAGCAUGCAUUGGCCUACUUCUUUUGUGUGCACAAUGACGAGAAAAGAAGCCAUACGGCUGGUGUUGUCCGGCCAUUACUGAAAAAGGUGGCCAAAGUCAAUAUGCUCGAUGACUACUCUGGAGCGACGGCCUUGCACAUGGCAGUGCAUAACGGGCAUAAUGAUGCAGCUGUCUUGCUGCUCGAAAAUGGCGCAGAUCCGAACGUUCGAGAGACAAAACUUGACACGAGUCCCUUAUUUCUCGCGCCGACGAAACGAGAUAGUCAGGACCUAUUUAAAUUAUUGUUACAGAGACCUGCCGACCCUAACGUAAAAGACUUAAUUGGAAGAACAGCAUUGUUCUAGAAUGGAUAGCCAAAAUGAGGCUGACUUUUGGUUGGAUUAAAAAGAAGCGAGAGGAAUACAUGGGGAGGAUGCACCUUAGGUAAUCAUAUCUCGUGGUUAAAGCUUAUCAGUUUAUGUACAUACAAGGGCAGCGGGUAUGGUGGACCAUUAGUGCAACUGUGCCAAAAUCAAGAAAAUUGGUUGCAUUAUGUUUAAUAAAGUAAUAGUAACAUUAAAUAUAUAGUUAUUUUAGGUGACUUUAAACCAAAAUUAA
Messenger RNA from Daldinia loculata, 826 nucleotides. Its product is annotated as ankyrin repeat-containing domain protein. Lineage: Eukaryota; Fungi; Ascomycota; Sordariomycetes; Xylariales; Hypoxylaceae. The record is from RefSeq and is a predicted model, not a curated record. Gene Ontology annotation, molecular function: protein binding. The coding region runs from base 160 to 573 and encodes 137 amino acids. The transcript has a single exon.